Molecule: messenger RNA, 1992 nt
Organism: Branchiostoma floridae (Florida lancelet)
Lineage: Eukaryota; Metazoa; Chordata; Leptocardii; Amphioxiformes; Branchiostomatidae
Exons: 3
Coding region: 30-731 (233 amino acids)
Cellular component (GO): extracellular region
Molecular function (GO): chitin binding
Source: RefSeq, a predicted model, not a curated record
CAAGCCUGCCCGACUCUCAAGACUUCACCAUGAACCGCCUUCUCGUGGUCCUGCUUAUCGUCCUGCCGGCUGCAGUUCUCUCCAUGCCCGCUAGGCACAACCGGAAGGCUAGAUCGAACUAUUUCUCGUGUGAUGGGAAAGAGUUCGGCCGUCUGUACCAGGACGUGCAGGACUGUCAGCGCUACUUCGAGUGUGUGGAGGGCUACUCUGGACCGUUCCAUCGCAACUGUGCUCCGGGGGGUAUCGUCUUCGACGAAGAGCAGCAGCAAUGCGACUGGCCGUCAAACGUACCAGCUCCUUGUGGGACCAAAGACGACACCUCUACAGAGCAAGAACAGACAGAUGACAGUUCUGAGGAGGACGGCGGGAACCAGAACGGGGAUGGGAACGAGAACGGACAGACGACCGAGACGGGAGACGGGAACGAGAACGGAGAUGGAAAUGGCGGGAACGGUGACAGUGGGGAGGGCACAAGCAACUCUAAUGAAGAUGAGAACACUGAUGGUGAUGAUAUAGAUAGUUCAGAAGAAUCUUCAGAAGAGUCAGAAGAAUCUUCUGAGGAAUCUUCCGAGGAAUCAGAACAAUCUUCCGAGGAAUCAGAACAAUCUUCCGAGGAAUCUUCAGAAGAAUCAGAAGAAUCGUCUGAAGAAUCAGAAGAAUCCUCUGAAGAGUCUUCAGAAGAAUCUUCCGAAGAGUUAUUUGAGAGUUUCUUUGGUGAUAUCUUUGGGUAAAUCUGUCUAUGAUUACCGUUACAUGUGUAGAGGAAGACGUCAAUCCUAUGUGAUCCUAUGUAUGCUGGUGUACACAGGCAUGUUCUGUUGAAAUGGUAAAUUUCUUGUUGUAACGUAGUUCACAGAUUGGUGGUUGCAUGGAUUGGUAGUGCUGCGACAAUGCUUUAGUUUCAGGUGUUGCCUAUGUAUCUCGUUAAAUUCAGGGAUACUCUGGGAAUACUACCUAACAUUUGCAACCAUACAUAAGGUUUUGUAUAGUUACUUCAGUUUAUUUAUUCAUACAUUUUGUAUUAAUUAUUCCUUGCUACGAUUCAAAUUUGUAAGAAAUCCUAACGUAGUUAACGUUAACUUGUUACAUGUAAGUUGUAAUAUGUUCUAAUUUUCCUAUUAUUUAACGUUACACAUUUGAUGUUUUGUACAAGAUUAAGAUUGAAUAAAUAAUGUAAAUAAAUGAGUGCCUGUCUCUGCGUGGUAAAUUGGCCCUAAUUUACUUCAAAUACCUGCAAUUUAUGCCGAAGGUUGCCAGAACGCAAACAAACAAAAUGGCGGUUUCGAGUUCGGUUUGACGUUCUUGCGUUCCAGGGCAAUGACCCUAAUUGAUGCACCCGCAGAAGGCCCAAAUUGAGUCCUUAAAAUGACGUAAGGAAUAGCCAAAAUCUCGAUGGCAGCAUAUUUGACAGCUACGAUGAUUUUCACUGGUCGGAAUUUUGAAAAUCAGACUUUUGGACACUUGAGGUAGCGGGCUGCUGUGUGGGGUGAGUUCUUAUAUGACGUGGAAUGUUCACGGAUGAGAUUAUGACACCUUAAACAUGCUUAUAUUUACAUUAUGGCCAAUACAGAUUUCUAUUGGUGUUCACUGGCCUCCAAGCCUCGUUUUCGUGUGAGAUUUUGACUCACCUAGAAUUGGGCAGGGUUUUUUUAGACAUGUAAUGCCUUUGUUAGCAUAUUGAAGCACAAAGUCAUGAAUAAAUAAAUGGUGAGGCAUAGGGUACAUGUUUCACCGUAGUUAUUGUAUUCAAAUAUUAUAAUUUUAGCUGAAAUUCUGAUAUCUUUUGGACGGCUAUUGUCUAAACCAAUGGAACUAUACACAAUUCAAACAGCAUUGUGACACAGGUAACAACGACACUGUCAGAAAAAUGGCCCGUCUGAGGUCAAAACGUUGUAUUGAUUGUACAUUCUUUGUUUACAAUUAGAAUAAGGCCUAGGACUGCAUCAUAACCAUUAGAUGCUGUAUGCAAUUGAAAUUAAUGCAAAACAUAGA